UACUGCGGCCUUCUACUGCACGUAGAUUUCAAAUGUUACAUAUCAUCCGAGUUGAACGACUGAGACCGACGAUAAAGAUGACAUAAAACACUGUUCAAGUCACAAACAACGAUCUGUGAGCUUGAUUUUUAAUAUAAAUUAUUGGAGAGCCACUUUGACGUGAUAAUGGCGUACAAUUGUAUUCGCAUGAAAGGGGCUGUGGAGCGAAUUCUUAGCAGGAGGUUAGGACAGAGCGUUCGGGUAAAUCAGAUACAUCUACACAGCACCAAUGCAGACGUGACUACCUCGUGGAAGUUAUCCAGUCUCAUCACCAGACUGAGGUUAGCUGCCAAGCCUCCAAAAGGGUUUGAAAAGUUCUUCCCAGAAGGCAAGCAAGCUGCCAAGAAACCAAAAGUGGCCAAAGAAGCAUCGGAGUCUUCCAAAUCAGCACCAAAAAGGAGUAGCGGUAAUGGCAAAAAAGAAUCAGAGAGCAGCAAGAACUUUGGAGAGGACCUAUGGAAGAGUCUGAUGGCCCAGGGGAAGACGGGCGGGGGAGGAGGGGGUGCUGGAAGCAGACCCCCCAUCGACGAGAAGAACAGGCAGCAGCUGAUGUUCAGUAUAGCCGUCACCAUAGGGGGCGCCAUUGCGGCUGGCUACGUCUUGAUGGGCGGUUCAGCGGUGGAAAUCACAUACAAGGAGUUCCUGAAUGAAUUCUUAGCAGCAGGACAGGUUGAAAGAGUAGAAGUUGUCAACAAGAAGUUUGUCAGAGUGUGGCUGAAAGCUAGUCACUCUAAAGGGAGGUACGUCUGGUUCAAUAUUGGCAGUGUGGAUACCUUUGAGAGGAAUCUAGAGCAGGCACAGGGCAACCUGGGUAUGGAACCUCAGAACUAUCUCUCCGUUGUCUACAGUUCAGAGAGUGAUGGGUCAUUCUUGAUGAGUCUGAUUCCCACAGCCCUCAUGAUCGGCUUCUUCCUGUACCUCUUCCGUAACAACCCUGCCACAGGAGGCCGGGCUGGUAAGGGCAAGGGCGGCAUCUUUGGGUUUGGCGAGUCAACGGCCAAGAUCCUCAAGGAAGAUGUAGGAGUCAGGUUUAAGGAUGUUGCUGGAUGUGAGGAGGCCAAACUGGAAAUCAUGGAGUUUGUCAACUUCCUCAAGAAUCCUCAGAAAUAUGCAGACCUUGGGGCCAAGAUCCCAAAGGGUGCUAUCUUAUCUGGACCACCAGGAACUGGUAAGACUCUGCUGGCCAAGGCUACAGCAGGUGAAGCUAAUGUGCCUUUCAUCACAGUCAACGGCUCAGAGUUCCUGGAGAUGUUCGUUGGUGUUGGUCCCUCAAGGGUGAGGGACAUGUUUGCAAUGGCAAGGAAAAAUGCUCCCUGUAUUCUUUUUAUGGAUGAGAUCGAUGCUGUGGGAAGGAAAAGAGGAAAGAGUAACUUUGGAGGGCAAAGUGAGCAGGAAAACACACUCAAUCAGCUGCUAGUAGAAAUGGAUGGUUUCAACACCACCACCAAUGUUGUAGUCUUAGCAGGUACAAACCGUCCAGACAUCCUAGACCCUGCCCUCAUGAGACCUGGUAGAUUUGAUCGACAGAUCUACAUCGGUGCACCGGACAUCAAGGGCAGGGCAUCCAUCUUCAAGGUUCACUUGAAGCCCUUGAAGACAGAGGUAAACAUGGAUGAGAUGUCUAGGAAACUAGCUGCUCUCACUCCAGGUUUUACAGGUGCUGACAUAGCAAAUGUGUGCAAUGAAGCUGCUUUGAUAGCUGCUAGACAUGGUUUCAAUCAGAUUGAAAACUCUCACUUUGAAGCUGCCAUUGAAAGAGUCGUAGCAGGUCUUGAAAAGAAGACACAAGUGUUACAACCAGAAGAAAAGAAGACUGUAGCGUACCAUGAGGCAGGCCAUGCUGUAGCAGGCUGGUUCUUGGAGCAUGCUGACCCUCUGCUCAAGGUUUCAAUCAUCCCACGAGGAAAAGGUCUUGGCUACGCCCAGUACUUGCCUAAGGAACACUUUCUAUUCACCCAGGAGCAGAUGCUACACAGGAUGUGCAUGACGCUAGGGGGACGUGCAUCGGAGCAGAUCUUCUUCGACAAGGUCACGUCGGGUGCUCAGGAUGACCUCAAGAAGGUCACGCAGAUGGCAUAUGCACAGGUGGUUCAGUUUGGCAUGAGUGAUAAGGUAGGCAACGUCUCCUUCGACAUGCCACAGCAGGGUGAGAUGGUCCUAGAGAAGCCCUACAGUGAACAGACCGCUCAGAUGAUCGAUGAAGAAGUCAGGUCCAUGAUCAAAUCUGCUUAUGAUUCAACCUUGGAUCUCCUAAAGAAGAACAAGGAUAAUGUAGAGAUGGUUGCACAGAGGCUAUUGGAGCGGGAGGUCCUCAACAAGGACGACAUGGUGGAACUCUUGGGCAAACGGCCCUUCGCAGAGAGGACCACGUAUGAAGACUUUGUAGAGGGAACAGGGAGCUUUGAGGAGGACACCAGCCUUCCCAAGGGGCUUGAGGGAUGGAAUGAGGAGAGCGAGAAGAAAAAAGGACUCAAGGACGAUAAGAACUUGGACGUGAAUGCAUAGUAUUUUCCCCAAAAGCGGUGGCCAUCUUUGAAUGCCUGGUCCACCAUAGACUAUAUAUAAGUGCACCUGAGACCAAGUGAGAAAAGUGUUAUUGCACAGAGAUGAAGCGUGAAGCAGAAAUGGGGUGAAUGGAUGAAGGCAGGCGUCGAAUCUGUAUAUCAGCAACAUUCGAGUGCAUCGAAUGAAGCCCUCAUACUUGGACCUGUAGACUUGGUAACCCAUAAACCACCGAUUUUAAUGGGUUCCGUUAUCGGAUCCAGAAGAAGAAAAAUCGGGUCUGCAAGAAUUGGGUCAUCACAAUAAGUAGUUCUUCCUUCGUUUUUUCAGGAAAAAAUAUCAUGGGUAAUUUCCGCAACCUUCGGUUAUAAUUUUUCUAGAUUCGUCUAAGUGUCUUUAUGCUUAAAUAAUUGAAAAAAACUUCCUCCUUCAGGAAUCCGCCCCUGGCCGUGACCAAGGUUCCUGUUUCAUUUUUGUAUAUAACGCAGAUCGAACUAUUGGAGCAGUGAGAUUAGAAAAAUAUCAGAAUUUACAUGAUUAAAAAAAAACCCCACACACAUCUCUGCUAGCAAGUGAAAUUGACUGGCAACUUUAACAACAGUCCAAGAGCCAGAAAAAUGGAGAUUCAAAACCCAAGUCAGAUCAUUAGUGCCUUUAAUUAAGGCAGUAAUAUUUGAAAACCUAGUCCCUUGGGAAGUACUUCUAGCUGUAGGUCCCCUAGUGUCUCGUAUACAUGUUCUUUGCUUUUGUGACCUGGUAGAAUUACAACCCACCCCAUUACACCUAUAUUUACACCUAAAAAAUUUGCAAAUAGUAGUGCUUCAAUGUCAUCUUGAGAACACUUUUUCCUUCAUGAAGAAACUUGAAUAUUCUUCUCGAUGUCGUAUCUCUACUGUUGGAUGACGGUUGCUUAUUUAAUGACUUGUUGCAAUGUCCCUUAAAUCGGCAAAGAAUUGGAUUACUCAUAUGAAUGCCUUCAAAGCUUAUUGCCCGAGAAUGUUCUGUGAUGUGUCAUGGCUGAAUUAAAGUUUUCAGAAUGGACACAGAAUUUUAAAUUCAUUCCACAUUUCUUUAGAUGGACAUAUGUCAUGUUGGAACAAAAUCUUCUUGCUUUUCAGUUGUCACAAAAUUGUAUUGUACUACGGUACUUCCUUUUCUUAUAGAUUAAAAACCACUUUUUAUGGUGGAAUUCAAAGCUUUUGAUUAAAAAAAAUAAUCAAAAUGGUUUCGUCCAUCAAUGGAGUUGAUAGAAGGUGAAAUGUGUAUUCAUGCGCAGAUAAAAUCUCCAACAUGAAAAUCUACUGUAAAGCUAAUAUUUUUGUCACAAUACAUCACAUGCUCAUUGCAAAAUGAUAUUUUCAUGUGUCAUUCAAGUGCCGAUGGACAUACAUGAUUAAUUUGAUAUGGAUAUAUGUAAUUAUGUAUUGGAACAUUGUUGAGAAAGUGGUAAUAAAGAGAUGAAUUGAAUAUGUUUAAA
Molecule: messenger RNA, 4018 nt
Organism: Strongylocentrotus purpuratus (purple sea urchin)
Lineage: Eukaryota; Metazoa; Echinodermata; Echinoidea; Camarodonta; Strongylocentrotidae
Gene: afg3l2
Product: AFG3-like protein 2
Exons: 16
Coding region: 166-2544 (792 amino acids)
Biological process (GO): mitochondrial protein processing; protein-containing complex assembly
Cellular component (GO): membrane; m-AAA complex
Molecular function (GO): metalloendopeptidase activity; ATP binding; ATP hydrolysis activity
Source: RefSeq, a predicted model, not a curated record